Messenger RNA from Melampsora larici-populina 98AG31, 1092 nucleotides. RefSeq lists its product as uncharacterized. The transcript has 2 exons. The record is from RefSeq and is a predicted model, not a curated record. Bases 1 to 1092 code for a protein of 363 amino acids. NCBI's taxonomy places the organism in Eukaryota, Fungi, Basidiomycota, Pucciniomycetes, Pucciniales, Melampsoraceae.
AUGACUGAUGAUGAACUUAUGGAUUCAUACUCAGUCACACCAGUUUGCCUGCGAGUUGCACUUGCACUAGGAAAUACGAUUGGUGUGAUACCUUGUGAAUUGGAUGAUCCACGUGUACAAGCUGAACAGGCUCGAGAAGAAGCUGCCGGUUUCCCUAAAUGUCAAUGUUCCAAUUGUGACUCGAUUUCGGCGGAUAUGCUUGUGUAUAAUUUACCUAGAUUGACCAAAUCAAACUAUGAGGAUGCCAUGCGUGAUGUUUUUAGUGUAGAAGGCUUUUGGAAACGUCCAGAGGGAGAAAGUGAGGAUAUUGAUACUCAAGAAGAUCAAGUGACUACUCGCAAGAAGGCUUCAAAGAAGCACAGCGGGCCUUUGGACUCCGCCCUGGAAGCACUCGCCCAGGAUUUAGUAUCUGUUUUUGAUUCACAUUGCACAGAGGUAUAUGGAGAGCACGGGUACUUUGAAAGCACAGACUACUUCGAUCUUGAUCAAACAAGGAAGAUGCUCCGGUCAAUUGAUGAAAUUCAAUCUCCAGAAGACAUUAAAUUGGCUAUGGGAGGUGAUAUUGUCAAAGGAGGAGUGAACAUUGUCUUCAAUUAUAUUGAUGAGUGGAAAAAGCGAGACGCUGGUCUCGAUUAUUCACGAAAUCAAGCGAGGAUAUUAGAGAGAAAAAAAGCAGCAGAAGAAAAGCGAAUGUGUCAAGAGUCAAUCUCGCUCAAUAGGCAUGCCAGUAAUAGCACAGCGAUUACAACAUCAACAACUAUGAAAGCAACCGUAGCGAUUAACACAUCAACAACUAUGAACGCAACGGAUAGGCCAAUUAACAAGAAAAUUCGAAGAUCAUCAGCACAGGUGAAAGCUGAUCGGGAGGCUGCUAGACUCAAAAAAGAAUACAAUGCAAGGUGUCUGAAUUGGUUACGAGUCGAAAAAGUGUUACCAAGUGAACUCGACGCAAAAGAACAGGCUUACCAGGAGUCAGUUUCACUCUUCGCUUAUCCAUCUAACAAAAUCCUCGUCAAGAUGCUCAAACUCAUCACGUUGUUCGGGUUCUCCAUUGUCCUGAUCUUCACUUUCAUUUGGUGUGUAGUUCGAUGA